CAACCAUCCAUCAUCAAAGAGUCUUCAGCAUCUGCGAUGUCAUCUCAUCUGUCUAGGAAGCAGCAAAAGUCGCAAGCUUUCAAAGCGAAGCAAAAGGCUAAGAAAAGGGGAGAGACUAUCCCGGAAGAUGUCCCAGAGCAGGACUUAAUAGAGGACGUGGAUGAGGUCGUGGAUGAGGUCGUGGGAGAUGAUGUGGUCGAUGAGCCAGGUAGUUCGACAGGUACCGGCGUAGUAAAGGGGAAGGGGAAGGCGCUACCGACAGAGACGGAUGGACCGAUCAAGGAGAAGGUAUCUGCCGGAGGCAAAGGCAAGAAAAAGGCGAAGACGGCCUGGGAUGAAGAUGAGGAUGGGGAGCAGGUCAAGACGAAGAAGGACAUCAAGCAGAGAUUCAUUCUGUUUAUUGGUAAUCUAGACUUUAAGACCUCCAAAGAAACGAUUCAGGAUCACUUCACAGAAGCCGUCGGACACAAACCCGCCGUUCGACUCUUGACAACUAAAUCUACACCGAAAUCACCAGCUCAAUCGAGAGGUAUCGCGUUUCUCGAAUUGGCCACGUCUGCUGAACUUCAAGCAUGUCUCAAGUUGCAUCAUUCUAUGCUUGCCAAUAGGCGGAUAAACGUAGAGUUGACCGCUGGCGGAGGAGGCAAGAGCAAAGGGAGGAAGGACAAGAUCAAAGAAAGGAAUGAAAGAGUCGGUGGACAGAGAGCAAGAAAAGCUGAAAAGGAGGCAGAAUUGGAGGCGGAUGGCGAGACCGGAGGAAAUGGGCACGGCGGCAACGGUCUCGACCAGAGGGAAACCGGGACCUCUGGACAGAAGCGGAAAAGGGGGUCUGAGAGGCAUGAAGAGAGUCGAACGGAAGUUCAAGAUGGCGUGCGAGUCAGAGGAGGUAGGCGGAAGAGAGUCAAGGAUGGGAUCCAAGACAGCAGCAGUCGGCCAUCAUGUCGUGCUCCACGAGCUCAAAACGAAUGGUCAAACAACAGGUCCCGGGGUGGCGAAUGGAAUGGAUUAGGAAAUCAAGGACGAGAUCGGCAGCGACCACCGCGAUCUGGUCUGACAGGAGCCAAUGCAGUAAGCAUAGCAUAGCGCGCAGAUUGUACACCAU
Kockovaella imperatae is the source of this 1102-nucleotide messenger RNA. RefSeq lists its product as hypothetical. Lineage: Eukaryota; Fungi; Basidiomycota; Tremellomycetes; Tremellales; Cuniculitremaceae. The record is from RefSeq and is a predicted model, not a curated record. The transcript is spliced from 4 exons. Gene Ontology annotation, molecular function: RNA binding. Bases 37 to 1083 code for a protein of 348 amino acids.